Tinamus guttatus (white-throated tinamou) is the source of this 338-nucleotide messenger RNA. The record is from RefSeq and is a predicted model, not a curated record. Lineage: Eukaryota; Metazoa; Chordata; Aves; Tinamiformes; Tinamidae.
AGCAAAGAGUGGAAGAUGUACGACUGAUUCGAGACCAACAUCCAACUAAAAUACCAGUGAUUAUUGAAAGGUACAAGGGGGAGAAACAGCUUCCAGUCCUGGAUAAGACUAAGUUCCUGGUUCCAGAUCAUGUCAACAUGAGUGAGCUAAUCAAAAUUAUCAGGCGCCGGCUGCAGCUGAACUCCAACCAGGCCUUCUUCCUGCUGGUGAACGGGCACAGCAUGGUGAGCGUCUCCACGCCCAUCUCCGAGGUGUACGAGAGCGAGAAGGACGAGGACGGCUUCCUCUACAUGGUGUACGCCUCGCAGGAGACGUUCGGGGCGCAGCCGGCCCGCUAG